AUUUGAAAAAGGAACAUUAAGCUAGUUUUCGUGUGAAAUUUUUGGAAUUCGGGCACAAGAAUAAGAUCAUGUCGGCUACCUUCAUAUCAGGGGCAAGAACGUCAUCGAAAUGGGGCAAGCAUGACCCAGUGUCGAUGCAACAAAGUAGGACUGACCAUUGGUCGAAGAUGAAACAUCAAGCUACGAACUUUACGCUUAAAAUGCCAGAAGCAACUGUAAUAACUAAACAAUUACCGCAUGACGCAUCACGCUAUCGGAUGAACCCAGACGGAAGCAUCAUCCCGCUGAAGGGAGAAGCAUUCGAUGAUAAAUUAAACCGAGAUUUUCAAGACGACACAGCUCCGGGAAACUACCAGAAGACCAGACUCUACAGAUCCAGGUCUAUUCCAAACAUGAAGAAAUACCGUAACCAGUUCAACGAUCGGGCAAGAGAAGGAUUCAAGUUCUGGCCGUUAACCCGACCUAAGCCAACAUUAUAUGGUAAAUACGGUAUGGGAAGUUACAAAUCAGUGCUGGGACUUGGUGACGCUGUGAGGACAUGAAGCGUAUUAUGACGUCUUCACUGUGAUAUGUUCUCGUAUACAAGAAUUGUUAAUAUUCUGUAACUUAUUUGCUGUUGUGCCAUAAUAAACCACGCCGCGCUUGA
Messenger RNA from Ciona intestinalis (vase tunicate), 646 nucleotides. RefSeq lists its product as uncharacterized. The record is from RefSeq and is a predicted model, not a curated record. Lineage: Eukaryota; Metazoa; Chordata; Ascidiacea; Phlebobranchia; Cionidae.